Culicoides brevitarsis is the source of this 1623-nucleotide messenger RNA. RefSeq names its product transmembrane protein 53-A. The record is from RefSeq and is a predicted model, not a curated record. The coding region runs from base 237 to 1334 and encodes 365 amino acids. Gene Ontology annotation, molecular function: serine hydrolase activity. The transcript has 6 exons. NCBI's taxonomy places the organism in Eukaryota, Metazoa, Arthropoda, Insecta, Diptera, Ceratopogonidae.
GUUACUUAAUGGACGUACCUCUGCAAUCCGGUCCUCAGUUUUUUGUUUAAUAUUAUAUUUUAAAUACGGCCUAAAUUUUCUAAAUUUAGGCUUGUUCUUCGCUGCGACAAAAACUGCAUCGUUGCAUCGUGCGUCAAAACAAAUAAAAAUUGAAAGUCAAACAAAAAAAUAAAGAAAAACUUUCGUUCAAAUUAUUAAUUUUUCUUUAGUUCAAAAAAAAAAGUUUUUCGAUUAGAAUGUCUUUAGUUUCAAUUGGUUCCACACUCCGAUUUGCCUCGAUUAAACUUAUAAACCAGAAUGAGUGUAAACUAGCGAUGAGUCUAAUGAAAGCACGACAAAUGUCGGUGGCUUCUGCAUUGUGUAAUAACAAUAAUUAUCAUGGAAAUUAUAUCAAUAAUGGCGCAUUAUUGGCAAUAAAUCGAUGCAAAAGCAGAAACAUGGCUACUUCUCCGGGCAUCAUUGGAGCCAUGGUCUCCUCGAAACGCUACUUGUCGACACACGAAAUUACGAAAAAUCUCUUGUUAAUUUCUUCGGACAAGAUGAAUGCCGAAACAGACGCAAAAACGCUUCGAUUGAAGCAGCAACGCGACAAACCGUUGGUAUUGAUGUUAUCAUGGUUGCAGGCCAAACACAAGCAUUUGAAAAAGUAUGCCGAGCUCUACACGGAACAAGGGUUCGAUGUGCUCAUUGCCCAAAUUACGCCGUGGCAACUUUUGUGGCCAACGAAGGGAGCACAACCCGUUGCCACUGACAUUGUCAAGUUUUUGUACAACAAUCAAUCGUAUGCACCGAUGGUAAUUCAUGGAUUUUCUGUCGGCGGAUAUCUCUGGGGUGAAUGCAUGGCACAGAUGGCUCUCGAUUUGGACAAAUACAAGCCAAUGUUGGCGCGAAUCGUUGCACAAAUUUGGGAUUCAGCUGCUGAUAUUACGGAAAUCCCCGAGGGUGUGCCACGAGCCUUAUUCCCGAAAAAUGUUACGUUGCAAAAUGCGUUGAGAAGUUACAUGUUGUAUCACUUGAAAACGUUCCACGACACAGCAACUGUCCACUACAUCCGCAGCAGUCAAAUGUUCCAUUACUCUCUCGUAACGGCUCCCGCUUUGUUCUUAGUCUCAAAAACAGAUCCCGUUGGAGCUGAAUCCUCGAACCAACGUGUCCGUGAAUGCUUGGAAUCGAAAAAUAUUCAAUGCACCUGGAAAUGCUGGGAUCGUUCGCCACACGUUGGACACUUCAUGAAGCAUCGAGACGAGUACAUUGAAAGCGUUUUCGCUCACUUAAACUCGGUCAAUUUGCUGAAGAACGAUAAAAAUGUCGAAAAACUGAGAGCAAAAUUAUAAAAAUUUCUUCAUCGGAUUUUUUUUCAUUACUUUUAACAAAUAAGUCUGUGAUUGGAUUAAAAACAAAAAAUGGAAAAUUAUUUUUGGCACUGAAAUAAAUUCAAACUUUGGCACAUGAAUUAUUUUUAUGGCUUGGGAACGAAAUUGGAUAUUAAUUUUUAAGUUUUUUAAGUGAUAUAAAAUCGAUUUCAACAUAAUUUCAGUUUUUUUACUAAAAUUUUCUUACCUUUUUAAAGGAUUUUUUCAUGUAUACCUUAGAAAGUACCUAAAAUGAUGAUGCAAAAAAAUU